ACCAGAAGAGAGAGAAAGAGACAGAGAGAAAUGGUGAGAGAAGAAGAAGAAGAUGACAACAACAACAACGGAGGAGGAGGAGGAGAGAGAAAGCUGCCUGUGGCUGAUGAAACGGUGCCGUCUUUGUUGGACGGAACGGGGUUGGUUUGUGUAACGGGAGGUACUGGUUUCGUUGCUUCUUGGCUCAUCAUGCGUCUCCUUCAACGUGGCUACUCCGUUCGAGCCACGGUUCGAACCAAUCCAGAAGGGAAUAAGAAAGAUAUAAGCUACCUAACCGAACUACCAUUUGCAUCGGAGAGGCUUCAAAUAUUCACCGCCGAUCUCAACGAACCCGAGAGUUUUAAACCGGCGAUCGAAGGAUGCAAAGCCGUAUUCCACGUGGCACAUCCUAUGGACCCAAACAGCAACGAAACCGAAGAGACCGUUACGAAACGCACCGUGCAAGGUCUCAUGGGGAUACUAAAGUCGUGUUUGGACGCUAAAACCGUGAAACGCUUUUUUUACACGUCAAGCGCCGUUACCGUUUUCUAUAGCGACGGAAACGGCGGUGGAGGAGGAGAAGUAGACGAGAGCGUUUGGAGCGACGUGGAGACGGCGGCGCUUGAGUUCGGCGGGAAGAAUGGAUUGGAGGUUGUGACGCUCGUUAUUCCUCUUGUCGUCGGACCUUUUAUAUCUCCGUCGUUGCCUUCCUCCGUCUUCAUAUCUCUCGCCAUGCUCUUUGGAAAUUACAAAGAGAAGUAUUUAUUCGAUACUUACAACAUGGUGCAUAUCGAUGAUGUGGCGAGGGCGAUGAUAUUACUAUUAGAAAAGCCAGUAGCGAAAGGUAGAUAUAUUUGUUCGUCGGUGGAGAUGAAGAUCGAUGAGGUCUUUGAGUUUUUGUCUACGAAAUUUCCUCAGUUUCAGCUACCUUCAAUCGAUUUGAAGAAUUAUAAAGUAGAGAAGAGGAUGAGUCUCUCGUCGAAGAAGCUGAGAAGUGAAGGGUUCGAGUUCAAGUAUGGAGCCGAGGAAAUAUUCAGUGGAGCUAUAAGAAGCUGCCAAGCGAGAGGAUUUCUUUAAAUUCUUAUGGAAUUUUGUGUUAAAUUUGUAUAUGAAUUGAAAAUAUCUUUUUAUUUUCUUUAUUGGCCAUGUCCGUUUUGUAACAUGUUCUUACUUGUUACGAAAAAAAAAAUGUUUUAAUU
Molecule: messenger RNA, 1178 nt
Organism: Arabidopsis arenosa
Lineage: Eukaryota; Viridiplantae; Streptophyta; Magnoliopsida; Brassicales; Brassicaceae
Source: the annotation of a GenBank genome assembly